CGCACUCUUUUUAAAUUGUCUGAGCUCACCAGCUUCAUCGCAUUCAUUUUAGUUGGUGAAGGUGCUCUCCUCAGCAUCACAUUUGAGGUUAUUCAGAGAAUAAGUAUUGAAGAGUAAUUAUGGUGAAGAUAGCUUUUCAACCUGUGACGGCACAGAAGCCUGACAAGGAGAGCGAUGCAGAUAAGGAAGAGGUUCAUAUGCCUUAUCCACAUGAAGAGUUGGUGCUUCCCCUUCAAUCCAAGAAGUCCCCAGUAAAUGGUCUGUGUUGUCUUACCUUUGGCCUUGUGGUCUUCAUGUCUGGACUGGUGCUGGCAUCAAUUUAUGUUUACCGCUACUACUUUAUUUCUCAGACGUUCUCUCAGAUGCCAGAAGAUGUGCUCUUCAACUGCCAUAUGCUGUAUGAGGACACGGGUGUGCAUGCUCCAAUACAUGGCCGUCAGGAGCUGGAAGAGAACGUUGGCAUCUACCUACAAGACAACUAUGAGCAAAUCAGUGUCCCCAUGCCUGACUUUGGUGGAAGUGACCCCGCUGAUAUCAUCCAUGACUUUCAUCGGGGUCUGACUGCUUAUUAUGACAUUGCAUUGGACAAGUGCUACGUCAUUGAGUUAAACACCACUAUUGUCAUGCCUCCAAGAAAUCUGUGGGAGCUACUUGUAAAUGUCAAGAAGGGUACAUACCUGCCCCAGACCUACAUAGUCCAAGAGGAGAUGAUGGUGACUGGCCGUGUGCGCAGCCUGCGGCAGCUGGGGCCGUUCAUCCACAGACUCUGCUACGGCAAAGAAACCUACAGACUGAGGAGGCGCAGCACUCGGAGGCGCAUUGACCGACGUGAGACCAGAAACUGUCACAAUAUUCGCCAUUUUGCAAACACAUUUGUGGUGGAGACAGUCAUCUGCGACCGAGCGUAAAUUCGCUCCUCUGUCCUCUCCCACACCCGCAUCACAGCCAGUGAAGUCCCACACUGUCCACUGGAUCUUCUCUCCAUUCAGCUUGAUUGCACUUUAACCUGCAUGGUACACUAAAUGUUGUGUAAUGUAUUUGUGUUUUUUUUUAUUUUUUUUAUUCUGUCUUGAGUAAGAAUGUAAUGUAAUCUUAGAUUGUGAUUUUCAUGACCUUUUUUUUUUUGUAAACAUAACAUUGUUUACCUAUAAUUGUGAUCUGCAAAAUCCUUUGAACCCACUGUAAUAUGUCCCAAGUUGGUUAGUGGAUUUAUCCAAUAUUCCUUAACAUUUAGGGAAGACUGUCUGAUUUUUAUGUGUUGUAAUUUUAUUUUUUCCUUUUUCUUUCAUUCUUUUACCCUCUUGAUGUGCAAUGUCUAUACGGUAUUGGGAUGCCUGGUAUGAAUAUGCCGCGUGUACUAUGCACUGACUUUGUUUUAAGGUUUGUUUGUUUUGUAUUAUGUUGUCUGUUCCUCCAGGUUUAGAUUUUCUGGAGGCACAUGUAAACUUCUGAUUAUUAGGAAAUCCAAAAUAUGAAGAUAUUGUCAUGAAGCCAAAACAUACCUCAUAUUUUAGAAUUUACUUGUUUGCCUAGUGUCAAGUUCUGUAUUAUUUUGCAGUGUAUAGAAGCAAUAUAUCUCAAUUUUCAUAUCUUUAAUACAUAUCUACAUAUUUCAUGUAUCAAGAUCAGUGUUGCAUAAUGGUAGCUUGUUAAGUAAAAAUUUCUCCCACUCUUUUUUUAUGUGCUAAUGCGCGUUCCAGUCAAGCAUUUCUUCAAACUUGUCAGUAAAUUAUUUUGAAUACUGUAGACAAUGUGCAGUACAUGAUCAUUAUAUAUUCAUCUGUGCUUUCAUCAGACAUGUUGUAGAGCGGAAACCCUAUGUACAGGCUGUGGUAGCUUUUUUCAUGUCAAGUAUACCUCUUUUUAAUCAAUCUACAAUUGAUGUCUGCUGUUGCAUAGCAGUCAUAUUAAUUUUCCACUCUCAGUUUCAUCUGAAUUGCAUGGCAGAAUGUUUCUCUGGCAAAGCUAGUAUUCUCUUCAUGAUCAGACACUGUAGUUAGGGCUGAUUGUGUUACAGACUAAAGGGAAUGUAUCAUCCGAUUUUUAUUAGUGACCUUGUCUCUGUUCUUCCUCUAGCUUCUGUUCCAUCUGCUUGUAAAAUUCCUACUACUUAGAAAUAAACUGUUUAAAGGGA
Messenger RNA from Alosa sapidissima (American shad), 2134 nucleotides. RefSeq names its product integral membrane protein 2Cb (gene itm2cb). The coding region runs from base 120 to 908 and encodes 262 amino acids. Gene Ontology annotation, biological process: negative regulation of amyloid precursor protein biosynthetic process. The record is from RefSeq and is a predicted model, not a curated record. Gene Ontology annotation, molecular function: amyloid-beta binding. Gene Ontology annotation, cellular component: Golgi apparatus; plasma membrane; extracellular exosome. The transcript has 6 exons. Lineage: Eukaryota; Metazoa; Chordata; Actinopteri; Clupeiformes; Clupeidae.